CACUAAGAUGCAGGCUAUUAAACAUGGGGCUUGUGAUUAUUGGAAAAAGCCUUUGCAUGAGGAUCAAUUUAGGAAUAUGUGGAUGCAUGUUGCUAGGAAAGCCUGGAAUGCGAAUAGAGUAGAUAUGAAAUCUGGCAGCUUGGAAGAAAAGCCCCAAGCAAAUAAGGGGAAAUCCCGUGUAAUAUGGGCAGAAGAAGAACGGCAUAUCAAAUUUCUCGACGCUGCAGAGCAACUUGGGGGGAUUGACAAGGCUGCGCCAAAAAGAAUUCUUGAAGUGAUGAAAGACCCUGGUUUGACAAGAGAGCAAGUUGCUAGUCAUUUGCAGAAAGUUAGACAUCAGGAGAAGAAGAAGAAGAAUAAUUCUGAUGAGGUGAGGAAGUCAUUGCCAAACACGUUUCAAUUAACUACAACAGAAUCCAGUGUAAGUGCCUAUGGAAAAAUUGAGCGUCAAGCUUUUGCUGUUAAUGGCCUUGUUCCUUGUAAAACACACACAGGCAUUGGUACGGAACUUACAAGUGACUUGAUGCCAAAAGAGGAGCAAUGGCAUGCGAAACAAGGCAUGACAUAUGAUCAUCCAGCUCUGUCAAUUUGUCCUCCUCCUCACAUUCUCAAUCAUCAUCAGUCCAUGAUGAAUGUAGAUGAAGAAUCUGGAUAUGGGGUAUGGUCUCCAUCAGCUAUACAUGAUACCAUGAGACUGAGGCAGGUGCAAGAGCAGGAGCAGCAGCAAAUGCAGAUGAACUUCCAGUCACCUUGCAUCUUCCACGAUUAUACUACUACUCCAGCAUCAGCAUCAGCAUCAGCAUCAGCAUCAGCAUCUUCCAUUCCAGAGCAGGUGCAGGGUGGAUAUUUUUCUGUUCCAAAUACACUCAUUUCCCCAUAUAGCUCUAGAUCCGAUGAUUCAAUCCACGAGGAGUCUCCUGAGAACUUUGGAUAUGAUGACGAAUCAUCAUCAAACUAAUAAAAACAAUAUUUUCCCGUUCCUAUAACAUAGUUUUUCAUGUAUGUUCGUUUUAUGCAACUAUUUGGACUUUUUCAUGUAGGUUCGUUUUAUGCAAUUAUUUUGGACAUUUUCAUGUAGGUUCGUUUUAUGCAACUAUUUAAU
Glycine soja is the source of this 1102-nucleotide messenger RNA. RefSeq names its product two-component response regulator ORR21-like. Bases 8 to 958 code for a protein of 316 amino acids. NCBI's taxonomy places the organism in Eukaryota, Viridiplantae, Streptophyta, Magnoliopsida, Fabales, Fabaceae. Gene Ontology annotation, biological process: regulation of DNA-templated transcription. Gene Ontology annotation, molecular function: DNA binding; DNA-binding transcription factor activity. The transcript has 3 exons. Gene Ontology annotation, cellular component: nucleus. The record is from RefSeq and is a predicted model, not a curated record.